UCUAUAUCUUUAUAUUUCUUCUUCCUCUUCUUUUACUUUCUAAUCUAAAAUAACCACACUAGAUGGACUCAAAGGCAAUUUGGUGACCAUCAAACUCAGAACUCUAUAAAAAUUGCCAAUCUCAUAUGGAUUUAAGGUGAGGCCACACCCAUUUCACUGUCGAUGGUUAUAUUGAGGGCAAGCUUUUUCUGUAGAAUCGCUUCAUUCACAAGUAUAGCUAAGUAUGAGCGUAUUGCGGACGCAUGCCAUUUGUCUGACAAAAUGCCUCAGCGAGACGUAUCAUCCUGGAACCGUUUAAUUACAGGGUAUGCGAAAACUGGAGAUUUAGAGAAUGCACGCUUAGUGUUUGAUGGAAUGCCUGAACGAGAUGUGGUGUCUUGGACUGCUCUGAUUUCGGGAUAUGAUCAGUAUGGGUUCAGCAGCGAUGCCCUGAAACUAUUUUCUCGGAUGGUAUUCUCGGGAGUAAAACCGAAUCAAGUCACACUUGUUAGCACUCUCAGUGCGUGCGCCCGGCUAUUAUCUGUAAACCAAGCAAAACAAGUGCAUGCAUACUCUAUUGGAACUGGUUUUGAAUCUAGUAUCUUUGCUGCGAAUGCACUUAUCAAUGCAUAUGCAAAAUGUGGAAGUCUAGAAGAUGCACGUCAAAUGUUUGAUAAAAUGCCUGAACGGGAUGUUGUCUCCUGGUGUACCAUGAUGGGAGGAUAUGCCGAAAAUCAGCUGGGUAAGAAGGCUAUGGACCUCUAUUGUAAAAUGACGAAGGAUUAUGUAAAGCAAAAUCACGUUUCCUUAAUCACUGUCCUGACUACCUGUGGGAGUUUAGCAGCAUUAGUACAGGGUAAAAUGGUCCAUGCUCAAGUUGUUAGGACAGGAUUCCAUAUGAACUCCGUUGUUGGAAAUGCCGUUGUUGAUAUGUAUACCAAAUGUGGAGCCAUGAGAGAAGCUCAUCGACUAUUUGAUAAAAUGUUUGGAAGCGAUAUUGUGUCAUGGACUACGAUGAUGGUGGGCUUUGUUCAGAAUGGUUAUAGUGAGGAAGCUUUGAAACUAUAUAAGAAAUUGCUAUGGACAGAUGUUAAACCAGAUCCAUUCACCUUUGCAAGUAUCCUGGGUGCUUGUGCCAACUUGAUAAUGUUAGAGCUAGGAAAGCAACUCCAUGCCCAUGUCAUUGGCACCGGACAUGAGAUGUCUGUAAGUGCGGCAAGCUCUCUUGUUACCAUGUAUUCCAAAUGUGGGAAUAUAGAUAAUGCAGCUCAAGUCUUUGACAAAAUAAACUGUAAGAAUUUGAUCUCAUGGAAUGCCAUGAUUGCUGGAUAUGCUCAUAAUGGAAAUGGUGAGGAGGCUCUACAACUCUUGGAAAUGAUGUUAGAAACCAAUAUAAAGCCAAACCAUAUCACUUUCCUUGGCAUUCUGUCUGCCUGCAGUCAUGCUGGAUUAGUGGAUGAAGGAUGCUAUUAUUUUGACAUGAUGAGAAGAGAAAAUAAUAUUUCGUUAACGAGUAACCACUAUGGCUGUAUGAUUGACCUACUAGGCCGUGCUGGGAGAAUGUACCAAGUUGAAGAUAUUGUCAACAACAUGCCCAUUGAACCUGAUGCGUCAUUGUGGCAAACAUUGCUUGGUGUCUGCAGCAUUCAUGGCAACGUGGAGCUGGGAGAACGUGCGGCAAAAAACUUAAUUCAGUUGGAACCCAAAAAUUCCUCAGCUUAUGCGCUAAUGUCAAAUGUAUAUGCUGCAGCCGGUAGGUGGAAAGAUGUGGCGAAGGUAAGGAAAAUGAUGAAAGACAGGGGACUGAAAACACUGCCAGGGUGCAGCUGGAUCCAAGUGAAAAACUGGGUCUAUACAUUUCUAGCAGAAGAUACAUCAACCCCACUACCAGAGGAAAUAUAUGCAAAUGACAAUGAUAUAGAAAUUGGCUAGCCAGAUGAAGGAAACAAGGUAUGUUCUUAUUUCAAGUUCUGUCGCUGCUGAAGAAGAGAUCAGGCAAUAGAAACUUUUCUAUCAAAGCAGAAGGCUAUCCAUUGCUUUUAGGGUUUGGGUUCUUCACCUAGCUAGCUGGAACAUCCAUAUGAAUUCCCAAAAGCCUUAAGAGUAAAUGGUCACUAUGACACUGCUAUUUGGAUACCAAAUAUUACUUCAAGAACAUUAUUGAAGGGAUACCAAAUGGGUACAUCACAUCAAUUACUGUUUAAAAAACCUGCGAGUUACUCACAGACUCGCGAGCCAAAAGUAUUCGGCUAUUUACCCGCCAGAAACUCGCCUGCGGAGUUAGAGUUCCCACGAGAAACUCACCUGCCUAGAUUUUAGCGAGUACCUGCCGAGUUCUCACGAGAAAUUCACGUCUAAUUUUGGGCAAGUACUCACCUAGUUUUGGGAAUUUUUGACCCCAGUACAUUUCAGAAACUCUCCAGCUAAAGGAAAAAAAUAAUGAAUUUCUUUCGAAAUUGUUUUUCAAAU
Molecule: messenger RNA, 2448 nt
Organism: Cryptomeria japonica (Japanese cedar)
Lineage: Eukaryota; Viridiplantae; Streptophyta; Pinopsida; Cupressales; Cupressaceae
Product: pentatricopeptide repeat-containing protein At2g13600
Exons: 2
Coding region: 163-1911 (582 amino acids)
Biological process (GO): RNA modification
Molecular function (GO): protein binding; RNA binding
Source: RefSeq, a predicted model, not a curated record